UCCUCCUUCUCAGUGGCAUCGAUCACCCUUCAUACUGUACGCGGCAACAACACACCGAGACGCUACUGGAGAAGGAAAGAGGAUCAGUCGACGCCGUGGAUAUGAUCUAAAAUAAUAUCCGAAGAGGCAAACAAUACACCUUUCUCCCAAAUAGCACAUUGAUUCGAAAGGUGGAAAACUGCCAACAAGAUUACUAUUAUUCAAAUUCACCCUACCCGAGCGACCCCCCCCCCUCCCCCUACUCCACCCUAGCUACCGAGAUGCACACCGAGACUCGAAGCAAGAAAUGCCUGUCGAGUCCUAAGGCCAGUGGUGGUGCCAGCUCCCAACCACAACCCAAGGAGCCCCAACCCAAGAAGGAGUCCCAACCCCAGCAGCCCAAGUUGCCCAAGAAGGAACCCAAGACGGAGCUCCAGACAACGGCUGAAGUAGGUGAGGAGUGUCCCCAGCCUACAGACCUGAAGAUCAAGAUAGAGAAGACCCAGCCUGUGUCUCCCCCUCUACUCUCCACAGCCACAGGCAUGACCACAGACACAACAACAGACGACUCCUCCCUCCCCCCGGAGGACCAGACGGAACCUGUCGACCUGUCACUCGGCAAGCCACGCCCCUCCCUGCCCGUCUCUACGCCAACCACCACAGCCAACCCCGCCCCGAGUUCUGUGGCGAUGCCCAUGCUGUCGGCAACCCCCAUCCCUACGGUAACCUUCCUAGACACCAUGAUGCUCUCCCCUGGCUCCAUCCUAGCGUCCACCCAGGGGGCAGGCGGUCAGCAGAUCCUGCAUGUCAUCCACACCAUCCCGUCGGUCAACAUGCCCAGUAAGAUGGGCCAGCUACAGACCAUUCCCGUGGUGGUCCAGUCUCUGCCCGUAGUCUACACAACCAUUCCCACGGACGGGGUGGCCACCGCUGCCAUCACAGUCCCGCUCAUUGGGAGCGACGGGCGCUCGGAGGGAUCCGUGCGUAUCAAGCCUGGCUCGAUGUCUCCAGUGGAGUACCAGAGUGACAGUGAUGUGGAGAGUGGGACAGAGUCGGGUUCAGCGUCCUUCAGUACACAGGGCCUGGACACAGGGUCAGGCGUAGAUAUGGACAUGCAGGUGGAUCCUGAUUCGCCGGAUAUGAAGAGGAGGCGUGUCCAUAUGUGUGACUAUGAUGGCUGUAACAAGGUGUACACCAAGAGCUCACACCUCAAAGCCCACCGCAGGAUACACACAGGAGAGAAGCCGUACCACUGUACAUGGGAGGGUUGUACCUGGAGGUUUGCCCGGUCAGACGAGCUGACACGACACUUCCGUAAACACACGGGCAUCAAGCCCUUCCGCUGCACCGACUGUGACCGAUCCUUCUCCCGGUCCGACCACCUAGCCCUGCACCGGAGACGCCACGUCAUGAUGUGAACCAUGACCCCUGACCUUUGACCUUUAAACCUUAACCCUCUGCUACCUUUGCCCUCCAACCCAUCACCUCCCUGCCCCAGCCCCCCUCGCGACUCAGAUGGAACUCAGAUGGGAGGACCUGAACCUUGAACUCUGACCCAUAUAGGUUCUCUGCUGUGUCACUUCCUGUUACUGUUCCCCCUCCUCUCCUCUCUCUAGGUAAAAACUAACAAAGGUUAAGACAACGUAACAAUUCCAUGCGGGAGCGUUUGAAAAUAAACUAAUUAAUUGGACCAGCGGCAUUGCUGAUUCUACAGGAUUAGCAUUGAAAAUGUCACCAGUGGUCGGGAAAUCAAAUAUUAAAGUGGCUGUAAAUAAUUUGAAAAACAUUUUAAUUAAUAGAAUGAAGGUAAAACAGUUAUGUUAUGUGUUUGCGGAGUAGUUAGCUGAAAUUCACUACGAUUGUGUUUAUUUUCCACUUUGAUGGCGAGCUUUCUGUACUGCUAACAUUCACUUCCAGUCAUUGGAGAGAGACAGAGGACAUACUUUGAAAUGAUGCAGGGAUACCUACACCACACACUCAGCUCAGAGCAAGAAGAGG
Molecule: messenger RNA, 1977 nt
Organism: Coregonus clupeaformis (lake whitefish)
Lineage: Eukaryota; Metazoa; Chordata; Actinopteri; Salmoniformes; Salmonidae
Product: Krueppel-like factor 8
Exons: 7
Coding region: 261-1397 (378 amino acids)
Biological process (GO): regulation of transcription by RNA polymerase II
Molecular function (GO): DNA-binding transcription factor activity, RNA polymerase II-specific; RNA polymerase II cis-regulatory region sequence-specific DNA binding
Source: RefSeq, a predicted model, not a curated record